Didymodactylos carnosus is the source of this 419-nucleotide messenger RNA. Lineage: Eukaryota; Metazoa; Rotifera; Eurotatoria; Philodinida; Philodinidae. The record is from the annotation of a GenBank genome assembly.
AUGGCCGAAAAAGUGCCAUAUUUAUCGGGCGGUGUUGAAACAGUUGUCGAAAAGCGUCAUAUUAUAUCACAAACAAUUGAAUUAUUAAUGACAAACACGAAUACACUCACAAGACUGGAAUCUGUUGCAUUGGUGUUGUUUGCUGGAUGUGAUACAAUAAAAAUUUAUCAACAUUUUACCAAGAGUAGUGAAAGCAUAAUUCAAACAGUUCAACAUUUACCAGUGUAUGGUGGUUAUCAUUUGAAAUCAGCCAUUGAUUUUGCUAAGAAAUAUUUAACAACCGCCUAUGGCUCACAACGAUCACAGAAAAUUCUUGUUCUAACAGAUGUUGAUCAUCAAGAUACAGUAAUGACAAAUUCAACAUCUCAAAUGAGUACACAUGUAAAAGGAUCAUCAAUGCAUAAAAAUCGUACGACUAU